GCAGCGCGUACGUGCGGGUGUUCUGUGUCGAACGAGUGAGAGCGAACAAAAAAAAGCAAAACGACAGUCAGCUGAUCCGAGUUACCGUUUUACCGACGCGCAAAUACAAUUCCCAACCGCUUAUUCAGGAUACCAAGUGAUCUUUGCAUGUGCCAAUACUGAAACAAAACCCGAAAGAAAGUGAGGUUAUGAGUGCCCCCUAGUGCCAAAUUAGUCUAAACCAAAACCAAAAAUACAACAAAAACGAGCUGCAGAUGGAAAGCAACGCAUUUGGCAGCAGCCAUUUGCCAUCUCAAGCGCUCGUUGUCCUCUCGGAAGCCGCUUCCGGUUUGCAUGAGGCUCUACGUGGACAACGUCCGUUUCCAUCGAGAGUAAUCCCUUUCGAUUUCCCCCUCUUGCAGUUACCUGACGCCAAAGACCUCCACAACAUGUCACUAGUCGGCAACUACUUCAACCCGCACCUGCUGCUCAACCACGGGAUGCUGGUGGCGAACGGAGCGGCGGCGGCGGCAGCGGCGGCGGGAGCGGGACCGGCGAGCUACUUCGCCAGCGACCGCUCGCCGCUGGGGAAGCCGUCGGUGCUGUCGAACUUCUCGCUGCCGUCGGCCUUCUCGCCGCCCAAGUACAUUGGCAUAUCGCUGGACCAGAAUCUGUUCAACGGCAGCGAGUCCUUUCGCACGGACUCGGCCAGCCCCACAUGCACAUCGCACGAAUCCAUGGAGGGAUCACAGGAUUACGACGCCGUUGAAAAGGGUGAAAGUCCGCGCAGUAAUAAUUCUCAGGAUCCCAGGGAUUUGAGACAUCUGCACAGUGCGGGGAAGGGCCACCAGGCACUGGCCACCUCCUCGUCGGCGUCCAGCUCCUCGUCCUCCUGCUCGACCAGCAACCCGGCCAUCAGCACGGCGACCAGCAGCGUGGCCGUUUCGAUGGCCAGCCACCUGGCCGCCUCCUCGCCGCACCACCACCCCCACACGCACGCCCACUCCCACUCGCACCCGCACCCGCUGGCCCACCCGCACGCCCACUCGCACCACCACGGCCACCACGUAGGCGCUCCGCCGGUCUCCACGGCGGUGACGACGCACCACCACAUGGCCCACCCGCACCCGCUCUCGCACCACCACGCCGCCCACCACGCGGCCUUGGCCAGCCUGAGCAUGGCGGGUCUGCGGGCGGUGCCGGGCGGCCUGAGCCUGGUCAGCGGACUCCAGGCCGCCGCCGCCGGCGGAGCCAUCCCCGAGAUGUGCCCCGUCUGCGGGCUGAAGCUGAGCGCCGAGGAGUGGCACUCGCACUUCCUCACCGAGCUGGACAGGCUCUACAAGCUGAGCGCCGGGUUCGAGCGGGCCAACCUGCAGGCCACCUACAUGUUCGCCCCUCCGUGUCCCGCGCAGGAGAACGCCAUCCGCACCAGCCACAACCGCUGGGAGACCUUCCAGAGAAUACGGAACAACCGCCAGAACCGCCUGAGACUCAAGGUCCGGAAGCGCAAGUACGGCGAGAUGUACAUGAUGGAGAGCCUCUACUGCAGCAGUUGCCCCAUCUGCAAGAGGAAGUACGCCUUGGAGACGGGGAAGAUUCCUCCAGAGGACGAUGUCAAAUCGCAGGAGGAGAUCGAAACGGUUGAUGUGGAGAGCUGCAACGACGACGUGCCCGACUCGGGAUCGGAGAUAGCCACUCCGGGAUCAGGGUCAUCCGCCACCGUUCUGCCGCCGUCCAGCAUGCACAACAGCAAUGCGCAGCCGGGCAAGCUGGACGGGAUCCUCUACCGGACGGGCUGCGUGAUCAACCAGAAGGAUCCGCAUCCCGACGAGCAGGACGUGAGCACCAACGUGGCGACCGCCAGCAGCAGCAGUUGGCCCGGCGAGGUCAACGCCCCACCCCAGGCACAUAUCAGUGUUAAAAACGUCAGCGAGCUGUCAUCUACCACACAUCACUACUACAACGCCGAUUCCUGUGGCGUGGGCGUGAACGACAACAACAGCAGCAGUAGCACCAACAACAACGGCGGAGGCAACAACAAGGACCUAAUGAUGGACACGGCCUCGUGCCAAAAUGAUAGCGACGAGGAUGUAAUUGUGGACGACGACGACACCGUCAAGAUGUCGAGCAAAAUCAAUUACAGCAAGAUUCCACGUCGGCAGGAGGAGCAGAAUGUGGGCAGCAGCAGAUCCCUUGAGAACAUAUCGCCCAUGGAGGAGCGACCGCGCUCGGAGCCGCAGGUGAGCAGCACCGAUCCGGGACCGAUGGACAUAUCUCACAGCAACAGCAGCAACAACAAUAAUAACAACAACAACAACAACAACAACAGUAGUAGUAACAACAACAACAACAAUCCGGCGUCAAAGUACGCGGAGAGCAUGGAGAACAGCCUGUCGCAGUUGUCGUCGAUGGGCGUGCCGGGAUUAACGCAAUUGGACUCAAAGGUGGGAAUUAGUUCGGAUUUAAAACCGGACGAUGAAAACAAGUGUUUCAUUUGUAAGACAGGCAUAAAGGAUCUCAAUACGGAUGCGUUCCUGCGCGGUCGUAACUUUUAUUUCCACCAGAGUUGUGCCAACGUGAUGAGCAGCUACCGCCUGAACAAGGAGCUGCUGAGCCAGGCCCAAAGCCAGCAGAGGGCGGUGGGAGGAGGAGGAGGUGGAGGGGGGUGGUGAGGCGGUGGCCGCCACGGCAACGCCCCGCAGCCUUUCGCCCGCCCAAUCGCCGCAGCAGAGCGUUCCGCAGGCCAUGGAGUGAAGGGAGGAGCCGGGGGGCCGAGCUGACAAUUGCAAUCCAAGCGUGAAUUUAUUAAAAUUAAUUAAUAACAUAUUGUAUUUGAGGUAGCUAAUGAAGCGCGACGAGCAAAUUGACGUUUAAUUGGGCAUCCCCAAAGUAGGCAACACCCUCGCCCACCAAAAAUAUAAAAAUCAAAUGUUUUUGCCCUGUAUAAAUUCUACAUGUAAAAUUAAUUUGUUUUCGUUUUAAAUGCAAUUGGUUUUUUGUAAAAGAACGUUUUAGUGCAAUUUUUGUGUUGCCUUCUCACCUGUCAUAUAAUUAUGUGUACUUUAAUGUAUCGGUUUGUAUGUAUUCGUAAUUUCCCUGAACGUGCUAUAAUUGUUAAAUGUUUGAUUGAUAACGAAACAAACAAUAUACGAUAAAUGAGAUUAAAUUAUCAUCUCUAAGUAAACACUAGUUGUAAAUUCUUAAGCCCUGAAUUAUUUAUGAAAAAUCAAAUAAAUACACGAAAAUACCAA
This is a messenger RNA of Drosophila ficusphila, 3230 nucleotides long. It is a transcript of the gene tey, whose product is annotated as protein Teyrha-meyrha. Gene Ontology annotation, molecular function: ubiquitin protein ligase activity. Bases 255 to 2651 code for a protein of 798 amino acids. Gene Ontology annotation, biological process: protein ubiquitination. Lineage: Eukaryota; Metazoa; Arthropoda; Insecta; Diptera; Drosophilidae. The transcript is spliced from 9 exons. The record is from RefSeq and is a predicted model, not a curated record.